ACACUUAUAUCAAGGCCUAAAUUUCAUUUCGUGUCAAUGCCGGCACGAGGGUGAUUUCGUGAGUCCAUAAUUCCACGCAAUUGCACAGAAACUCGAUCGAUAAUUUCUACAAUGGGUGACCGCUACGUCAAAAAGUCCACAAAGUCAACUAAAAAACCUGACGUUUUUGCCUCCCGAAACUCAUCCCUCAUUGGUCCAUUCUUCUUUUUCUUCAUUUUCAUAGUAUUUAAAUCAUAUGCAUUUGCCCAAUAAUACUAAUCAACUCAAUUCAACUCAACUCACUCUGCAAAUCAAACUCCAAUCCAAACCCAUCCAACAAUGUCUUCCACAGAUUCCAAAUUGGCCAUGGCCAAGACAGUCCUCUCCACCGCCGCCUCCGUUGCCGCCACCGCCAUGGUGGUCCGAAGCGUCGCCACCGAUUUCCUCCCCCCUGAAUUCCAAAACUAUAUCUUCUUCAACCUCCGCAACUUCUUCUCCCGAUUCUCCUCCCACCUCACAAUGGUCAUCGACGAAUUCGACGGCCUCGUCAACAACCAAAUCUACGACGCCGCCAACGUCUACCUCUCCACCAAAAUCUCCCCCACCACCACUCACCGCCUCAAAGUCACCAAAAUCGACGAUGAAAAGAGCAUCAACGUUUCAAUGGAUCGCAACGAAGAGGUCACCGACUUGUUCGACGGUGCGAAGCUCAAAUGGAUCUGGCUAUGCCACCAAGUCGAGUCCAAGCACUUCUACAACCGUCGCGAUAUGAACUCGACGCUACGAUCGGAGGUCCGAUCCUUCGAAUUGACUUUCCACAAGAAGCACAAACAGAAGGUUCUCGAAUCUUACUUUCCAUACAUAAUGAAAGAGGCGAAAUCGAUGAAGGACGAGAAGAAGACGGUGAAGAUCUUCACCGUGGAUUACGAGAACAUGUUCAAUUUGGCGGAUUUGUGGACGGCGGUGAAUCUGAACCAUCCGGCGACUUUCGAGACGGUAGCGAUGGAUUCGGAGAUGAAGAAGAUGAUCUUGGAGGACCUCGAGAGGUUCGUGAAUCGGAAAGAUUUCUAUAGGAAGGUCGGGAAAGCAUGGAAGAGAGGUUACUUGUUGUACGGACCGCCGGGAACGGGGAAAUCGAGCUUGAUUGCGGCCAUGGCGAAUUACUUGAAUUUUGAUGUGUAUGAUUUGGAGUUGACGGGGCUGCGGUGUAACUCCGAUUUGCGGCGGUUGUUGGUGGCGACGGCGAACAGGUCGAUUUUGGUGGUGGAGGACAUUGACUGCACCAUUGAGUUGCAGGAUCGGAUGGCUUUGGCUCGGGCUUCGCAGCCGCAUGGGUUUCAUCAGGAAGAAAACAAGGUGACAUUAUCAGGGUUGCUCAAUUUUGUGGACGGUCUCUGGUCUAGUUGUGGCGAUGAGAGGAUCAUAGUGUUCACCACAAACCACAAGGACAAGCUCGACCCCGCAUUGUUGCGGCCGGGUCGGAUGGACAUUCACAUUCACAUGUCCUAUUGCACCCCAUGCGGGUUCAAACUACUUGCAUCGAACUAUCUCGGCAUUACAGACUAUGAACUUUUUGGAGAGAUUGAAGAAUUGAUUCAGUCGACCGAGGUGACUCCGGCUGAAGUAGCCGAGCAGUUGUUGAAGACGGACGAUCCUGAUGCCACGCUCAGCGGCUUAAUUGAUUUUCUACAAGGGAAGAGGAAGGAAAAGGAGGAGGACGAUGCGAAGAAAGUAGUUGAAGUGGAAUCAAUUGAAACGGAGGAGAAGAAAGAGGAACAAGAGGGAUGAGGGUGGAGAGGAAGAGAAAGAACACGUUGACAACUAGGAAAUAUGAAUUCAGAGGGGAGCAAAUUAUAGGAAUAGAAAUGCUUGGGGGCUCUAAUUAGAGUCACUACUAAUGAUUUGUCAGUGGGUCCCACACUGCUACAGUGUAUGUUUUCACUAGUGGUGGAUUUAUAGCUCUUUAUUUAGAACUCUAAA
Camellia sinensis is the source of this 1959-nucleotide messenger RNA. RefSeq names its product AAA-ATPase At3g50940. NCBI's taxonomy places the organism in Eukaryota, Viridiplantae, Streptophyta, Magnoliopsida, Ericales, Theaceae. Gene Ontology annotation, molecular function: ATP hydrolysis activity; ATP binding. The record is from RefSeq and is a predicted model, not a curated record.